CGAAACGGUUUGCGAAGUAGGAGAGAAGCUGAGAGACGACAUCACUCAGCCAACCAAAAUCACUCCAGCCCUUGAGAAAAAUUUCUUUUGCUUUCUCUCAGUAUCAUGUAGGAUUGAUUUUCGACUUCGAUCUUUAUCUACCAAGAGAUCGGUUAUGAUAGUUACGUAGAUGGCGAAUCCUUGUCCAAAUUCAUGUUUCAAAGAGGGUAAAUUCACAGCGCCAGGGUUUCGAUUUCACCCGACAGACGAGGAGCUUGUCAUGUAUUAUCUCAAGAGGAAGAUGUAUAGAAAGAGGCUUACAGUCAAUGCCAUCGGCGUCGUUGAUGUUUACAAGAUUGAACCCGAUGACUUGCCUGGUGAGUCGGUGUUGAAGACAGGAGAUCGACAGUGGUUCUACUUUACUCCAAGGAGCAGAAAGUAUCCAAACGCAGCUAGGUCGGGUAGAGGCACUGCAACUGGGUAUUGGAAGGCUACAGGGAAGGAUCGAGUCAUUGUCUACAACUCCAGGUCGGUAGGACUCAAAAAGACUCUUGUUUUCUAUAGAGGUAGGGCACCUACUGGUGAGCGUACUGACUGGGUGAUGCAUGAGUACACUAUGAAUGAAGAAGAACUCGACCCAUGUAAGAACGCCAAGGAUUACUAUGCUCUGUAUAAGCUGUUCAAGAAAAGUGGGUCUGGUCCCAAGAAUGGUGAGGAUUAUGGUGCUCCUUUCCAAGAAGAAGAAUGGGUUGAUGAUGAUAGUGAUAGUGAUAGUGAAGAUGGAGAUGAUAUUGCUCUGCCAGAGGAACCUCUGGCUCUGGUUCGUCAUGAGGAUACUCGUUUUGUCGAUAAUGCUAGACUUUUCGAGCCCGUAAAUGUUCAGUUAGAUGAUUUUGAGGAGAUCCCUCAGAUUUGUAUUAAUGGCCUUGCUUCUAGUGUUCCCCAGGUUAACAGGGAAGAAGAGAUGGAGAGCACGUUGGUAAAUAAUUCUUCUGGAGAGUUUCUUAAGCCCCAGCAGACGGGAAGGUUCUUGCCAAACGGCGAGCCAUACAUUAGGCCCUCGAGCUCUGGCGUGGAGCCUUUUGUGUUUGAAAUUGAGGAUUACAUUGAAAUGGAUGAUCUUCUGGCCUCUGAACUCGCAGUUGAGAGGCCUGCACAGUUCUUGAACCCUGGGGAAUUUGGAGACUUUAAUGAGUUUGACCAAUUGUUCCAUGACGUUUCCAUGUCUUUGGAUAUGGAACCUAUUGCUCAGGGAGCUUCUGUACAUCCGUCUUCUCCCAGUAAAUUUGCCGACAACACAUCCAACGAGAAACAGCUGUUCCAGGACCAGAUCCCUGAGAACAAGGUGAAUAACAACAAUCUCGAUGAUUUUACUGACAAUAUGUGGUUUCAAGAUGAUGAUGAUCAGGCUGUUCUCUUUGAUCAACCACAAUCUAUUACUUCCGGAGCAUUCGCGCCUCUACCCUCAUCAGGUGUGAUGCCCGGUUCCACAAAUCUUACUGUAAGUGCCCAAGACCAGGAAGGCGAGAAUGGUGGUGGAACAAGCCCGUUCACAUCGGCUCUGUGGGCAUUCAUGGAUUCAAUACCUUCUACGCCAGCCUCUGCGUGUGAGGGUCCUAUUAACCGGACCUUUGUGCGUAUGUCUAGCUUUAGCCGUAUCAGGUACAGUAAAAAGGCUAAUGGAACGCCACCAGUGACUAGUACCGUAGUAGCAAAGAAGCGUAGCAGAAACAGAGGGUUUCUUGUCUUAUCAAUUGUGGGUGCCUUGUGUGCCAUCUUCUGGGUGUUCAUAGCCACGGUUCAAGCUUCCGGGAGACCAGUCUUGUCGUGAAAGGUGGUUUUGUUGAACCAGAUUUAUCUUAGUUACAUGCAAGUUAGAAAAAACCAUGAUUCAUGUUAGUAAUAAUGGAGUAAUUAUUAAGCAAUUCUAAUACAUGAGUCUUUGAAUAUGUACGUAGUUUGAAAGGGUAAAGAAUGUUAAAUUGCUGAUAAAAGAGUUCCGUUU
Brassica napus (rape) is the source of this 1984-nucleotide messenger RNA. RefSeq names its product NAC domain-containing protein 17-like. Gene Ontology annotation, biological process: regulation of DNA-templated transcription. Gene Ontology annotation, molecular function: DNA binding. Lineage: Eukaryota; Viridiplantae; Streptophyta; Magnoliopsida; Brassicales; Brassicaceae. The transcript is spliced from 5 exons. Bases 170 to 1810 code for a protein of 546 amino acids. The record is from RefSeq and is a predicted model, not a curated record.